AGAGAGAGUGAGAGAGGGUGAGGGGGAGGGAUGAAUCCAGAGAGAACUUUUUCUUCCGAGGCGACGGGGGCUACAUAAGGGCCUGUUUGGAUGCUGAUGCAAAUUUGAUUUGAGGAGUGGGAAAAGAUGCUGAUGCAGAUUUGAUUUGAGAGGAAAGUUGUUGCAAGUAGAACCUAUGUCAGAAAGGGAAGCAGCAAUGGAUUAUAUGGAUAUGAAAAAACCACGUAUUCUCUUGGCUGCUAGUGGAAGUGUAGCUGCUAUAAAAUUUGGAAGCCUUUGCCAUAGCUUUUCCGAAUGGGCAGAAGUCAAAGCAGUAGCCACCAGGUCUUCCUUGCACUUCAUUGAUAAAGCAUCACUUCCAAAGGAUGUAAUUCUUUACACGGAUGAAGAUGAAUGGUCCAGUUGGAAGAAAAUUGGUGACAAUGUGCUUCACAUUGAGCUUAGAAAAUGGGCUGAUAACAUGGUAAUUGCCCCGUUGUCAGCAAAUACACUUGGCAAGAUUGCUGGCGGUUUGUGUGACAACCUACUAACAUGCAUCGUGCGAGCAUGGGACUUCAACAAGCCAAUCUACGUUGCUCCUGCCAUGAACACCUUUAUGUGGGAGAAUCCCUUCACCGAACGCCAUCUCAAAGCUAUCAGUGAACUUGGUUUCACACUGAUCCCUCCCAUCACAAAGAGGUUAGCUUGUGGGGAUUAUGGGAACGGUGCCAUGGCCGAACCUUCCGUGAUCAAUAAUACCGUGAGGCUCAAGUUUUGAGUCUUGACCACUAAAUGAUGAUAGUUAACUAGCAGAUUUAGCACUGACCUCAUAGACCCCCAAUAAUUAGUGUUAUAAAAUAGCAUUUUGAGGAGUCACUUGCAACAUCAAUUGUGUUUGAUAUAUAUGUAUACUAUGCAAUAUUUCAGGAUUAGUCACUCUAAUUCAAUUAAGAGGCAUAUUGUU
Messenger RNA from Magnolia sinica, 943 nucleotides. RefSeq names its product phosphopantothenoylcysteine decarboxylase-like. The transcript is spliced from 3 exons. Gene Ontology annotation, molecular function: FMN binding; phosphopantothenoylcysteine decarboxylase activity. Bases 176 to 757 code for a protein of 193 amino acids. Gene Ontology annotation, cellular component: phosphopantothenoylcysteine decarboxylase complex. Lineage: Eukaryota; Viridiplantae; Streptophyta; Magnoliopsida; Magnoliales; Magnoliaceae. The record is from RefSeq and is a predicted model, not a curated record. Gene Ontology annotation, biological process: coenzyme A biosynthetic process.